This is a messenger RNA of Xylona heveae TC161, 1852 nucleotides long. Its product is annotated as protein prenylyltransferase. The coding region runs from base 353 to 1627 and encodes 424 amino acids. Gene Ontology annotation, cellular component: cytoplasm; Rab-protein geranylgeranyltransferase complex. NCBI's taxonomy places the organism in Eukaryota, Fungi, Ascomycota, Xylonomycetes, Xylonales, Xylonaceae. The record is from RefSeq and is a predicted model, not a curated record. Gene Ontology annotation, molecular function: Rab geranylgeranyltransferase activity. Gene Ontology annotation, biological process: protein geranylgeranylation. The transcript has 4 exons.
AUGUCAAAAGAGCGGAACGUCGAUGUCAAACGAUGAGUAAUUGUCAGUAACUUUGACCGAUUGAACUAUCGACAGUGUUAGUGGAUGAAGGUAAAUGAUGAUGGCUGAAAUGGAGAGAUAUGCCACAUUGUGUUUCAUGUGUGUUGGAUGUUUACAUCUUGCUCUUUCCAGCUUGGUUUCCAUCUCGGCACUGCGUCGCUCCUUCCCUAAACAUUCGGAUGCCCCACGUCACCCAUCCCACAUUGUUCGAGCUCACCACAGCACCAAUCAAUCCUCUAGCGAAGCAUCGCACUGGUUUUGCGCAUUUCAGUUGAGAGAUAAAUAGUUUUUCAUCUUUCUUCACGACGUCAAAAUGGCCAGCCACGGUGUUCCGCGAACAAGUGCUCCCACCGAGCGGACACCGCAAGCACAAGCGGCAGAAUUACAAAAAAUCCAAGAAUACAAAGACCUCGUUGAGCUCGUUAACACCAAAAUCCGUCAGCGCGAAUACACCGCCGACACCCUCGCUCUCAUAUCGAAGCUCCUUAAGCGCAAUCCAGAAUACUAUUCCAUUUGGAAUCACCGCCGACUUGUCCUGCAGCAACUUUUCUCCGAUGCCCAGCAAGCUGCGCAAAUAAAACAGCCUAUUACUUCUUCGAAUGACACAACUUCUCAUCCUGAAUCAACCCCCGAUAAUGCAACCACUGACGCUGCACCCGCUACCCACCCCACACAAUAUCCCGCUUCUGAACAAAUAGAACUGUUGCUCAUCUCCGAUCUCCACUUUCUCGUGCCUUUACUCCGCGAAUUUCCAAAAUGCUACUGGAUAUGGAACCACCGGCAAUGGCUCCUCCAACAAGCCACACACCUACUGCCCGUACCCCGCGUGCGGCGACUCUGGCAAGAAGAACUUGGGCUCGUGGCGAAAAUGCUGAGUAUGGACAGCCGCAACUUCCACGGGUGGGGGUAUCGACGAAGAGUGGUUGCCGAACUGGAGAGUCCCGAGCUGCAAGGCACAAGCAUGGCCGAAGAUGAGUUUAGCUAUACGACCAAGAUGAUCAAGACGAGUCUGUCGAAUUUCUCCGCAUGGCAUUAUCGCAGCAAGUUGAUUCCGAGAUUACUCAACGAGCGCGGCGCGUCUCGGGAAGAACGGAGGAAAUUUCUCGAUAGUGAAUUCAAUCUUAUACAAAACGCCCUGUGGACAGACUCUGCAGAUCAAUCUCUCUGGUUCUAUCACGCCUUUCUCAUGUCUGAACUAUCUACUACUCCUUCUACCUCCUCCUCCUCCUCCUCAUCCUCGCCCUCGACUUCUUCCUCUUCUGCAAUCAUACCCGACCUAUCUCCCACGGAACGCGUAGCCCUUCUUUCUCGCGAACUCGACAAUAUCAAAGAAAUGCUCGAAGACGAAGACGAAGACGACACCGACACUGCACCUGCCGAGCGCAAGUACAUUUAUCAUGCGCUUGUUCAAUCCACACUAGAAAAGCAAAAAUGGAUUCGUGCCGUCGAAGCACAUGCCGAGCCAAAAGCAAUAGCCGAUGACAAGGAUGAAGUACAGUCCUGGAUAAGCAAGUUACGCGCAUUAGAUCCCUUUCGAAUGGGACGAUGGGAUGACGUUGCGCGCCAAGUAGAUGAUUUAUAUGCCUAAUGACCUUUUUGUUCAUUUAUUUAUAUUAAUUGGUUUAUUCUAUGUUCAUUUAUCGGUGAACUUUUCCAAUGGAGAGAUUUAUUUAAUGAUUUUGAUUUAUCAUCUAGUAUUGGAUUUCAUAUCGUUUAGUGUUAUACAAGGGUCAGGAUUGGGAGAAGAGAUGUAUAGAUCUGCCGAGAUUUGGCUAAGCCUAUAUAGUUGCGCAAUGCAUAUGCAUAUAUUUUU